AUGUCGGUGGGCCUGCAGCGGCGCGUGCCGGCGCUUGACGAGGCGGGCGGCGUGGGCGCCGGCUGGAAGGGCGGCGGCGACGCGCCUUUCGGCACGUUCGCCGCGCCCGCAGGCUCGCCCGCGGGGCCCGCGUUCGCCGCGUCGCCGGCGCCCUCCACACCGGGCCCGGGGCCCGGGUUCGCAGGGCCGCCGUACGCAGGCCCCUUCGGCAGCCCGUCCGCGCGGCCCGGCUCCGGCGGUGGCUUCGCGGGCCCGCAGCAGGGCCACUUCCCGGGGCCGGGCUUCGCGCCGCCCGGCUCGCCGUUCCACCCGCACGCGCCGCACCCGCCGAUGCCGCCGCACCCGCACAUGAUGGCGCCGCUGCCGCCGCCUGUUGACAGAAGGCACGCGCCAUACUUCGGCCAGCCUGACUACAGAGUGUAUGAACUCAAUAAACGGUUACAACAGAGGACAGAGGACUCUGAUAACCUAUGGUGGGACGCGUUCGCAACAGAGUUCUUCGAGGACGAUGCGACGUUAACCCUCACGUUUUGUUUAGAAGAUGGACCCAAAAGAUAUACGAUAGGAAGGACGCUCAUACCGCGCUACUUCCGCAGUAUAUAUGAGGGCGGCGUCUCAGAGCUGUACUACACGAUGCGCCAGCCCAAAGAGUCUUUCCACAACACGAGCAUCACGCUCGACUGCGACCACUGCACUAUGGUCACGCAUCACGGGAAGCCAAUGUUCACAAAGGUGUGCACCGAGGGUCGGCUGAUCCUGGAGUUCACGUUCGAUGACCUGAUGCGAAUCAAAUCUUGGCAUAUGGCGGUACGAGCGCACCGCGAGCUGAUCCCGCGGCAGGCGGUGCACCCGCCGGACCACGCCGCGCUCGACCAGCUCGCCAAGAACAUCACGCGCCAGGGCAUCACCAACUCCACGCUCAACUACCUCAGGCUGUGCGUGAUCUUGGAACCAAUGCAGGAGCUAAUGUCGCGACACAAGGCGUACGCGUUGUCGCCUCGCGAUUGCCUCAAAACGACGCUCUUCCAAAAGUGGCAGCGAAUGGUCGCGCCUCCAGAGUCUCAACGGCCCGCAAGCAAGCGGCGCAAGCGCAAAGGCAGUGCGGGCGCCAAUGCGGCGCCGCCCGCGCCCACCAAAAAGCGCUCCCCCGGACCCAACUUCAGCCUCGCCUCGCAGGACGUGAUGGUGGUGGGCGAGCCGUCGCUGAUGGGCGGCGAGUUCGGCGACGAGGACGAGCGAUUGAUCACGCGGCUGGAGAACACGCAGUACGAGGGCGACGUGGAGUGGAGCGCGCCGCCUGCCUCGCCCGCCAAGACGCCGCCCGCCGCGCACUGA
Parnassius mnemosyne (clouded apollo) is the source of this 1335-nucleotide messenger RNA. Lineage: Eukaryota; Metazoa; Arthropoda; Insecta; Lepidoptera; Papilionidae. The record is from the annotation of a GenBank genome assembly.